This is a messenger RNA of Pangasianodon hypophthalmus (striped catfish), 3003 nucleotides long. RefSeq names its product leucine-rich repeats and WD repeat domain containing 1 (gene lrwd1). Gene Ontology annotation, cellular component: nuclear origin of replication recognition complex. Gene Ontology annotation, biological process: chromatin organization; establishment of protein localization to chromatin. Gene Ontology annotation, molecular function: protein binding; chromatin binding. The record is from RefSeq and is a predicted model, not a curated record. NCBI's taxonomy places the organism in Eukaryota, Metazoa, Chordata, Actinopteri, Siluriformes, Pangasiidae. The transcript is spliced from 16 exons. The coding region runs from base 150 to 2429 and encodes 759 amino acids.
GGAUGCAGUGACGUGAGGUUAGCCACACUCAAUAUGGCGGACACGAGGCUCCACGCGCGAGCGCACUGACGUCACUUUGGUCAAAGUUCACGGUGCGUUUUCCCGGGAAAAGACAAAGUAACGAAGUAAACCCGAGUGUACAUCUCAUCAUGGAGAAGAUUACAGAGAGAAUACUGCUGGAGAAAGGCUCGCCUAAAACAAACAAGCUGGAGAAAAUUACCAGUCUAAAUCUCUCUCGUAUGGGGUUAAAGAAUCAAGAUCUCUCCGUGCCCUUGUUGAAUAAGCUCUCUGCGCUGGAGGAGUUAGAUCUUUCCGGGAACAUGCUGCAGAAGCUCCCAGCAGGACUGUCCCUUCCCCGCCUGAGGCUCCUAAACUUCUCCAACAACGACAUGGAGGAAGUGACCUCGCUGGUGGCCCUGACUGGCCUGGAGGAGUUGCGGCUGGAUGACAAUUUGUAUCUCACUGUCAGCGAUGAGCACAAAGUGCUUUUCCUCUUGCCCAAAUUGAAGAUCAUGAACGGGAAGGACAUCAGCGCGACGGCCAACCACAUCCGCUACGUGAACAGUGAGAUCCUUAGGAAGCGGGUGAUUGGUGUGUGGGAGAAGAACUUCAGUCUCCCUGAUCCACCAACUUCACAAAGCUUGAAUGAGCUUGAGAAGAAAUUUGUUAAUGCGGCAUGCUUUCAAGUCAAAUAUGGCCCCAGUUCAUUAAACGACUACACCAAAUGGAGGGUUGAAAUGAUUGCAAAAGAAUAUCUCCAAUCGCUGAUUGAGCCAGAAAAGGAGGAGGAAGACAUAACACCAGAGACUCCUGUAAAAGAAGCUGGGUCUCCUUCCAAGAGAAAAAUUCACGACCCCGAGGCAAACUGCGACGCCGAAACCCCCCGAAAGAGAAGGACGAUAAACCAAGCGGCCACGCCGGAGGCCAGUCCACGCAAAUCAAGCCGAUUAGCCAGCGCCGCUUCAGUCGAGGCGAGUCCGAGAAAAUCCUCUCGGCUCCAGGGGACCCCGCAGAAAUCUGAUCCGGGUGUCUCAAGCCCAAGGUGCGUGAAAAUGAACACUCCUGAGGCGGGUCAGAGGAAAUCCAGUCGCCCGCAAAACACCCCAAAAAAAGCAACAGUGGCACAGGUUGCCGUGACGCCCACCGCAAAGGGAGCGAAGAAAAAUCUCAAAGUUCAGCUUACGACUCCGCAAGCAUGCAGCUCCACCAAAACAGAAAAAGAAACAAUCUGCAAAGCGAGUAAAUACCAAGUUCCAAAGGAGCCGGUCAGUCUGCAGCCUCUUCACGUCCUGCAGUGUCACAGUAAACAUGACAGUCCGGAGGAUUUCAGCACCCAGUUGUGGGCCUGCGCCUUCGAGCCCGCUCACAACAACAAUGCAGGUGCCUGGGCACAGUCAGUGGCUACCUGUGGAGGGGAGACGGUGUGUGUGAUAGACUGCGAGUCUGGCCAUGUACUGAAGAAAUACAAGGUCCCUGGUGAGGAGUUCUUUACGCUGGCCUGGACCACGGUGUUGAUGGCGCGUGAGGGUGGCUGCGCUCGAUCCUGCAGCAUCCUCGCCGCAGGAGGAAAGAGGGGCAUGGUGAAACUCAUCCACCCCAGAGCCAACCUGGCAUACGGCGAGUUCCGCGCCAGCCGCCGAGCCAUAUCGAUGCUACGCUUCAGCCCGUGCCAUUCCAGCUUCCUGUUCACUGGCGCGUAUGAUAACAAGAUCAUCAUGUGGGAUAUCGGCGGGCUGGACCGAGACUACAACUUCAAAACCAGUCAGCUGCUAGUAAUGGAGACCUGCUCCACUCCACUGCACCUCUCCUUUCCACCCUGCUCCCCAGACACGCACCUUAUCUCAGGCUGUGACAACGGGCUUUACAGCUUCGACAUCCAGCUUAGCAAGAACACACAGAAGAGGGCGGAGGAGAUGGAGAUUGUAUUUCCUGUGUACAAGAAGAGUAAUAAGAGCAAUAACUACCGCACUAUCGAUGGACUCAGCUUCCUUACAGAAGACAUAAUAGCAUCUAAGAGCCACAUGCAGGGCUCUAUCUACUUAUGGAGCUGGAGUGGUACGAGGGCGUUGCGCCAGGGGAGGAAGAAGGAGGUGCCUGCUGUGAUCCUGGCUGAACUGCAGUGGUCCAACACAGACAUCCCGUACCUGUCUCUAAACACCUGCCCCGGCUUCGGCUACGUGGUGUGUGGAGAUGAGAAAGGCCGGCUGUGGACGUAUCACAUCACAGACCUUGCGAAGGCCAACUUCAAGAGUGGAAAAGCAGUUCCUGCAACAGAGGUGCUGGAGUGGCCGUCUCCGGUGCGAAGCGGAGUCGGCCCAGUCGAGGGGCCGUCCAUCAACAGCGUUGCCAUGGAUCCCGAGCUUCGUUAUUUGGUUGCUUUAAGUGACAAGAACAUGGUGGUGGUUUGGAAACGAGAAUCUGCGCCAUGAUCUGAUCCAGUUUUAUGUUCCUACCAUGUUUCAGGACGUGCUUCAGACUUUGUAACCCGCCAACGCAAGUGCUAAAGGAAAUAAUGAGCACUGAUGAGUCUUAACAAGAGACUAAUUACUACUGGAGCUUCACUAAUGUCACAUCAUGUUCAUGUGUCUGAGCUCCAGACAGAAAAGUGAUUUAUUCUAGACAGGAUUUGUUGGGGUGAUAUCAAUAGAUGAAGUGUUUUAAUUUUUAAUUGUGCUUUUUAUUUUUUUUAUUCCAAAUACGGUUUUGUUUUGGGAAAAAAAAAAUGUACAUAUGUAAUGACUGUAAAUUGUGUUUUCCUUCCAUAUGUUACACAUGUGUGUGUGUUAAUAUCUAUGUGAGACUGCACAACAUUUUUCACCUUAUAUUAUAUCACACACACUUACAAAUCUAUAUAGUACUGUAUAGUGAAAAUGUGAUGUAUGCGAUAUGAUUAUUCCGUAUAUAACAUGGUUUCAUAAUUCUAGUCAUGGGAACUCACUAAGCUGAACUUUCAACACAUCAGAUCCAGCUCACAACUCAUUAUUAAACAAUUCUUGACUUUCA